UGAAGACAUUUUGCAUUUGGAGUACUUUUGAAGACACAAGCUGGGGGACAAGUUCAAGCACCGGGCAUGAGUUCACAGACAGAGCCCUGCAGUGGGAGGAGAGGAGAGUGAAAACAGCUUCAGGCUCCUCUGCUUAAUCAGGAUGGGCUGCGCUUGCAGUGACAAGAAACAGGUACAGGAUGACAACUACAAAAUAAAAUUCACCACUCAGGCCUCUAACCAAUCCAAUCACAUAGCACGAAGUGAACGGACCCUUACAGAUACUGAUGAUGUUGUUUUCAUGGCACAACAUGACUUCGAAGCAACCAACGACAGGGAUCUACCUUUCAAAAAGGGAGACAAACUUAAGGUUUUACAAGAUGAGGGAGAAUGGUGGAUGGCUAAAUCUUUGGAGACCGGACAGGAAGGCUACAUCCCGUGUAAUUAUGUUGCCAGAGCAGAUACACUGGAGGUGGAAAAAUGGUUUUACAGGGACAUAAGUAGGAGAGAGACCGAACGUAUGCUUUUAGCCCCAGGAAACAAACCCGGGGCCUUUCUGAUUCGAGAGAGCGAGACCAGCAAAGGGUCCUUCUCACUGUCAGUCAAAGAUCAUGUACCAGAACAAGGAGAUGUGGUAAAACACUACAAGAUUCGCUGUCUGGACAAAGGUGGUUACUACAUCUCCCCCUCCAACCCCUUCACAUCUCUACAGAAACUGGUUCAAUACUACACCCGCGCAUCAGACGGUUUGUGCCAGCGGCUGCAUGCUCCUUGUAAGGAGAAGGCCCCCGAGCUGCCAUGGGCUCCUGAUGAAUGGGAGAUUCCCAGAGAUACCCUGAAGAUGGUGAAGAAACUGGGGGCCGGGCAGUUUGGAGAAGUGUGGAUGGGUUACUACAAGAACACCCAGAAAGUGGCUGUAAAGACUUUAAAGGAGGGAACCAUGGAGCCGGCAGCCUUCCUUCAGGAGGCCAACUUGAUGAAGCAGCUGCAGCACGAGCGGCUGGUGCGCCUCCAUGCUGUGGUCACCAAGGAGCCCAUUCUGAUCGUCACUGAGUUCAUGAUCAAUGGAUGUCUUCUGGACUAUCUAAAAUCAGAUGAAGGGAAAAAGCUCAAGAUGAAUAAGCUGAUAGACAUGUCAGCGCAGAUUGCUGAAGGCAUGGAGUACAUCGAGGGGAAGAACUACAUUCACCGAGAUGUGCGUGCAGCCAACAUUUUGGUCAGCGAUGACAUCCACUGCAAGAUAGCAGACUUUGGUUUGGCCAGGAUCAUCGAAUCAGAAUACACAGCUCAAGAAGGAGCCAAAUUUCCCAUCAAAUGGACGGCUCCAGAGGCCAUCAACUUUGGCACAUUCAGCAUCAAAUCAGAUGUGUGGUCCUUUGGGAUCCUCCUCACAGAGAUAGUCACAUAUGGAAGGAUACCCUACCCAGGGAUGACCAACCCAGAGGUGAUCAGGAGUCUAGAUCAGUCGUACAGGAUGCCGUGUCCGGACGGCUGCCCUGAGGAACUCUAUGAUGUUAUGACUAUGUGCUGGGGGCAGAGGUCUGAGGACCGGCCCACGUUUGAGUUUCUGCAGAACACUCUCAACGACUUCUUCAUCGCCACGGAGGGACAAUAUGAGAUGCAGCCGUGAUUAAAGAGAAGGUUUCCUGCUGAUAACAUUGAAGACCACAACAUGUCCUGAAGACAGAUGUGAGACUUGCAUGGGUAAAGGAUGAGGACCAACCAAAGAUAUAUAUUUCUUAAGACUUUUUCAAACAUUUCAAAUGAACAGAAUUUUGUACUAUAUCUUAUUAGUGAUUUUGAAAGUUAUUCAUAGCUGAUUAUGCAGCGACAGUAAGAGCUUCUGAAACAAGUUGUAGUCAAAAAAGGAAAUGUUAAGGGUUGCCAACUACCCUGGUAUUGAUGGCUCACAUUGUAGUAUGAGAAGACAUAAUUAGGAUUUGGUUAAAAGAAGAAAUAUUGAAAUACAUAUACAGUCCAUGCGUGCUGUUAAAAGGCAUAUGGACCCAGCAAAGUUGGACCAGGUAGAGUUAAAGAUUAAUCAAUUGCAUGGCACAGAAACGAGCAGCCUGAGAAUACAUGCACAAUAAUUUGCACUUUCCCACCCCCCUUUAUUAUUCCUUUCAAUGGAUGCAGGAAAGGGGCUUUUGUAGGAGUGUUUGUACUUGCAAACAUGUUCUAUGUAAAUAAAGAUAUUUACAUCUUA
Messenger RNA from Gymnodraco acuticeps, 2185 nucleotides. RefSeq names its product BLK proto-oncogene, Src family tyrosine kinase (gene blk). Bases 143 to 1609 code for a protein of 488 amino acids. Gene Ontology annotation, cellular component: extrinsic component of cytoplasmic side of plasma membrane. Gene Ontology annotation, molecular function: ATP binding; signaling receptor binding; non-membrane spanning protein tyrosine kinase activity. The transcript is spliced from 14 exons. The record is from RefSeq and is a predicted model, not a curated record. Gene Ontology annotation, biological process: cell differentiation; cell surface receptor protein tyrosine kinase signaling pathway; innate immune response. Lineage: Eukaryota; Metazoa; Chordata; Actinopteri; Perciformes; Bathydraconidae.